AUGUUUUUGACAAUGUGGCAGCCAUGCUACAUGAAGGUAGCUGGUGCUAACUUCAGUGACACAAAUGGCAACAAUAAUUCAGCUGUUACCAAUGCCCCUGGGCUUCCUGGUCUGAGGGUAACUGUGUUAUUAACAUCAUCCCUCAUGGUGUUGGGAGCUGGCCUGAGAUGUGUUCCAGUUUCAGACCUAGAAAUUAGGAAGAAGCUGAUCCACGGAGGGCAGCUGCUGAAUGGCUUGGCAGGGCCCACCGUGAUGAACGCGGCCCCGUUCCUCUCCACGACGUGGUUCUCUCCAGACGAACGCGCCACGGCCACGGCCAUCGCCUCGCUGCUCAACUACCUGGGCGCUGCCGGGGCCUUCCUGGUGGGGCCGCUCGUGGUGCCCCCUCCUAACGGAACGGCUCAGCUGCUGGCAUCGCAGAGCAGCGCCGAGCACAUCAAGGACCGCAUUGAGGCUGUGUUGUAUGCAGAAUUUGGAAUGGUCUCCCUGAUAUUUUCUGCAGCGUUGGCCUACUUCCCCUCACGCCCGCCGUUCCCUCCCAGCGUGGCUGCAGCGAGCCAGCGCCUCAGCUACAGGAGAAGCUUUUGCAGGCUCUUAAGCAAUUUCCGAUUCUUGAUGAUUGCUUUAGCCUAUGCUAUACCACUGGGUGUUUUCUCUGGCUGGUCAGGUGUUCUGGAUUUGAUAUUAACGCCAGUACACGUAAGCCAAGUAGAUGCAGGCUGGAUUGGAUUUUGGUCUAUAGUUGGUGGUUGUGUUGUUGGCAUAGCAAUGGCAAGAUUUGCAGAUUUUAUCAGGGGCAUGCUGAAGUUUAUACUGCUGCUGCUUUUAUCUGGAGCAACAUUAGCAUCAACCUGGUUCACUCUCACCUGUCUAUCUAGUGUCACUCAUCUGCCUUUAACCACAGCUACACUGUACACAUCCUGCAUUUUGUUGGGUAUAUUCCUCAAUAGCAGCGUACCAAUAUUCUUUGAGCUCUUUGUGGAGACAGUGUACCCUGUUCCAGAAGGAAUUACCUGUGGAGUUGUCACCUUUUUGAGUAACGUCUUUAUGGGAGUGCUGUUGUUUUUCCUCACAUUUUAUCAUACAGAGUUUUCCUGGUUCAACUGGUGCCUGCCAGGAUCGUGUCUGCUCAGCCUGCUCCUCAUCUUGUGCUUCCGCGAAUCCUACGACAGACUCUAUCUCGACGUGGUCGUCUCGGUGUGA
This is a messenger RNA of Merops nubicus (carmine bee-eater), 1203 nucleotides long. It is a transcript of the gene SLC49A4, whose product is annotated as disrupted in renal carcinoma 2. The annotation marks the transcript as partial. Lineage: Eukaryota; Metazoa; Chordata; Aves; Coraciiformes; Meropidae. The record is from RefSeq and is a predicted model, not a curated record. Gene Ontology annotation, cellular component: membrane; intracellular membrane-bounded organelle. The transcript has 9 exons.